Molecule: messenger RNA, 1086 nt
Organism: Rotaria socialis
Lineage: Eukaryota; Metazoa; Rotifera; Eurotatoria; Philodinida; Philodinidae
Source: the annotation of a GenBank genome assembly
AUGUUGUGUCCAUCAAAUAAAUUCGCUCUUACACUCAAUCAAUACUUUGUUGAAAAAGUCAUACCACGUAAGAAUUCAAUUUACAAAGCUGUCAGAGAAGUAUCGAAAGUUGUUACUGAAGUUUUACAAGAAGUCGAAGCACAAGAACCAAGAUUUAUUUCAUCAUUAAAUGAAACUAAUGGUCGUUUUGAAGGUCUCACUGUUAAAUCAGAAACUGAAUUCGAAGUUGUUCUCUAUUUGAAUCAAAUGGGUGUGUUUAAUUUUGUUGACGAUGGUACAAUACCUGGUUGUGCCGUUCUAAAAUUAUCCGAUGGUCGUAAACGUUCGAUGUCACUUUGGGUCGAAUUUAUAACUGCAAGUGGUUAUUUAUCAGCGCGUAAAAUUCGUUCACGAUUUCAAGCUCUGGUUGCACAAUCAUGCGAAAAAUGUCCAUGCCGAAGUUAUGUACAAUUAUUAACUGAUACAUCAGAAGUACGUCUUCGUAUACGCGAUAAAUUUAUUGUGCAUAUUGUACCAGCAUUUCGUUGUGCUGGCUUAUGGCCACGUUCAGCUUCUCAUUGGCCAUAUUCAUCAACACAAUUUUCCAUUUGGCCUAGUCCAAAUCAAGUUAACAACGUUAAAAAUGAGGGUUUUAAUAUUCUAUCGAAAGAAUCAAUUUAUAUGAAAGAUAAACAAGCGAGUUCAGAAGGUGAUGCAUGGAUAAUGUCAUUCACAGAAGCCGAAGACCAUCUACUACAAAAUGGUACCAGGCGUAAAUGUCUUUCAAUUUUGAAAACAUUAUGUGAUCGUAAUUUUGAUGCAACACCAGUAACAAAUUAUGUAUUGAAAUCUUUAAUUUUAUAUGAAUGUGAAAAACAUCCAAACGAACACGAAUGGUCUGAUGAACAAACAUUAGGCGAUCGUCUUAAUGGUAUUUUAUUACAAUUAAUAUCGUGUUUACAAUGUCGCAAGUGUCCACAUUAUUUUUUACCUAGUGUAGAUUUAUUUAAAGGUAAAUCUGUCCAAUCAUUGGAUUGUGCUGCUAAACAAUGUUGGCAAUUAACUCGCGAAAUGCUUAUUAAUAGACAAUGUUUUGAUAAGUUAUAA